CCCCGCCUGCGAAGCGCGCCAACGGGCACGGGGGAAGCCGCCCCGGAGGCUCCGACCUCGAGUCCCGCUUAUUACCUGACAGCAAUAGGAGCCCCCACUUAGGAGCGCGGCAGGCGGGAGAGAGGCCAUGGCCGGGUCCUGCGGCACCGGAGGCCCCGCCGCCGGCUGGAAACGCCACAUCGUGCGGCAGCUGCGGCAGAGGGACCGCACGCAAAAGGCACUCUUCCUGGAGCUGGUGCCGGCCUAUAACCGCCUCCUAGAGAAGGCUGAGUUGCUGGCCCGGUUCUCAGAGAAGGUGCAGCCAGAGCCCAAUGAUGUCACUCCGGCUACCCACCAGGACCCCUGGGAGGAGUCGGGGCCUGACUCAGACCAAGUGCCAUCACCAGCCACUCUGAGGGUGAAGUGGCAGGAAGAGGAGGAGGAGCUACAGCUGGACUGUGGUGAGAUGGCCUACCAGGUGGUGGUGAAGAGCGCAGCCCUGGACGCCCUGGAGUCCGAGCUGGAGGAGCGGCAGAGCAGGCUCGCGACUCUGGAGGCCCGCGUGGCGCAGCUGCAGGAGGCGCGGGCGCAGCAGGCCUGGCAGGUGAACGCUCGGCGGGCGCGGCACGCCGCUCAGCGGGCGGCCUACGAGGCGCUCCGCGCGCACGCCAGGCUUCAGGAGGCGGCACUGCGCAAGCUCGAGGAGGAGGCGCGCGACCUGCUGGAGCGGCUGGUGCAGCGCAAGGCGCGCGCAGCCGCCGAGCGCAACCUGCGCCUCGAGCGCCGCGAGAGGGCCAAGCAGGCGCGGGUGUCUCAGGAGCUGAAGAAGGCUGUCAAGCGGACAGUGAGCAUCAGCGAGAACCCAGACACCCCAGGCGAUGGGAUCAAGGAGGGGGUUGAGAUGACUCUUGCCCUGCCUGCCGAGCCCCAGUUUCUGGAGAGUGAGGCUGAUGAGAAGUGGAAGAGGUCCUUCAGGUCUGCCUCCGCCACUUCUCUGACGCUGUCCCGCUGUGUGGAUGUGGUGAAGGGUCUUCUGGAUUUCAAGAAGAGGAGAGGCCACUCAAUAGGGGGAGUCCCCGAGCAGCGAUACCAGAGCAUCCCCGUGUGUGUGGCGGCCCGACUUCCUACCUGGGCUCAGGACGUGCUGGAUGCCCACCUCUCUGAGGUGAAUGCUGUCCAUUUUGGCCCCAACAGCAGCCUCCUGGCCACUGGAGGGGCUGACCGCCUCAUCCACCUCUGGAAUGUUGUGGGAGGUCACCUGGAGGCCAAUCACACCCUUGAAGGAGCUGGCGGCAGCAUCACCAGUGUGGACUUCGACCCCUCGGGCUCCCAGCUGUUGGCAGCUACUUAUAAUCAGGCCGCUCAGCUCUGGAAGGUGGGAGAGGCACAGUCCAAGGAGACACUGUCUGGACACACAGACAAGGUGACGGCUGCCAAAUUCAAGCUAACGAGGCACCACGCGGUGACUGGGAGCCGAGACCGGACUGUGAAGGAGUGGGACCUCAACCGUGCUUACUGCUCCAGGACCAUCAAUGUCCUUUCCUACUGUAAUGACGUGGUGUGUGGGGACCAUGUCAUCAUCAGUGGCCACAAUGACCAGAAGAUCCGGUUCUGGGACAGCAGGGUUCCCCGUUGCAUCCAGGUCAUCCCUGUACAGGGCCGGGUCACCUCCCUGAGCCUCAGCCAGGAUCAUCUGCAUCUGCUCAGCUGUUCCCGUGAUGACACACUCAAGGUCAUUGACCUGCGUGUCAGCAAUAUCCGCCAGGUGUUCAGUGCUGAUGGCUUCAAGUGUGGUUCUGACUGGACCAAAGCUGUGUUCAGCCCGGACAGAAGCUAUGCACUGGCAGGUUCCUGCGAUGGAGCCCUUUAUAUCUGGGAUGUAAACAACGGGAAAUUGGAGAGAAGCCUACGGGGAGCCCACUGUGCUGCUGUCAACGCCGUGGCCUGGUGCUCCUCCGGGAGCCACGUGGUGAGCACGGACCAGGCCAGGAAGAUUGUACUUUGGCAUUAGUGCCACGACUCACCCUGCCUGGGCUGGAGCUCUAGUCCGAAGUCCGAAGCCAGAGAACAGCUUCCACUGCUCCUCCACCUGGCCCCGGGGCCAGCGGGUGGGUGGGGUAU
Molecule: messenger RNA, 2100 nt
Organism: Rhinolophus ferrumequinum (greater horseshoe bat)
Lineage: Eukaryota; Metazoa; Chordata; Mammalia; Chiroptera; Rhinolophidae
Gene: ATG16L2
Product: autophagy related 16 like 2
Exons: 19
Coding region: 128-1990 (620 amino acids)
Biological process (GO): negative stranded viral RNA replication; autophagosome assembly
Cellular component (GO): autophagosome membrane
Molecular function (GO): protein binding
Source: RefSeq, a predicted model, not a curated record